Messenger RNA from Zingiber officinale, 1297 nucleotides. RefSeq names its product calcineurin B-like protein 3. Gene Ontology annotation, biological process: calcium-mediated signaling. Lineage: Eukaryota; Viridiplantae; Streptophyta; Magnoliopsida; Zingiberales; Zingiberaceae. Bases 268 to 945 code for a protein of 225 amino acids. Gene Ontology annotation, molecular function: kinase binding; calcium ion binding. The record is from RefSeq and is a predicted model, not a curated record. The transcript has 10 exons.
UUGUUUUAUUCUUCCCAUCUAUUGCUCGCCUCCAGGCUGCACCUAUUUUGAUUCGCAUCUCUGUUUCCCUCUACGCCGGUUCUUCUAUUAUUGGGAGCCCCCUCUGCCUUGAUCGGAGAUGGAAGGAGGAUCGCCAGCGACGACAUCGGCUUUAGAUCGGAUUCUAGUUUGAUUGCAUCUUGGGGUCUACCUUACUCGUGAGCUUGAACUACAAUGCAAUAUAAAAUGUGGAAAAGGUAUGGAGUGUGCUAACAGUCAGAAGAUAUCAUGUUGCAGUGCCUAGAAUGGUUUGAGCAUUUCAUUGCUGUCCUAGGAAAGUGCUGUGAUCUUGAUUUGUAUCAGCCCAAAGAACUCAAGGAUCCAGAACAGUUAGCUAGGGAAACAGUGUUUAGUGUAAGUGAAAUAGAAGCAUUAUAUGAGCUGUUCAAAAAGAUUAGUAGUGCUGUGAUUGAUGAUGGACUAAUCAAUAAGGAAGAAUUUCAGUUGGCACUAUUCAAGACUAGAAAGAAGGAGAGCUUAUUCGCUGAUCGGGUGUUUGACUUAUUUGACACAAAGCACAAUGGAAUUCUAGGAUUUGAAGAGUUUGCACGUGCACUGUCUGUCUUCCAUCCUAAUGCUCCUAUUGAUGACAAAAUUGAUUUCUCUUUCAAGUUAUAUGACCUGAAGCAGCAAGGUUUCAUUGAAAGACAAGAGGUUAAGCAAAUGGUAGUUGCAACACUUUCUGAGUCUGGAAUGAAUCUUUCAGAUGAUGUGAUAGAAAGUAUCAUUGACAAGACUUUUGAGGAGGCUGACACAAAACAUGAUGGAAGAAUUGAUAAAGAAGAAUGGCGUAGUCUUGUCUUGCGGCAUCCCUCUCUUUUAAAAAAUAUGACUCUCCAAUACCUCAGGGACAUCACAACGACAUUUCCAAGCUUUGUUUUCCAUUCUCAAGUUGAUGAUACAUAAGGCCACGCUACAUGUUUGGGAAGAAACGCUUCUCGUUGUCGGCUUGUACAGCUCGGCUGCAUAUGUUUCUUAUUUUUCCAUAUGUAAAUCAUUUAAGAAUAAUGUCGAUAAGUUGGAGUAUUUGUCGCUUCGAGGAAAUCUAGUAUGGUGACAUUUGUUUAGCGACUUCAUUCAUAUGAGCCUAUCCGCGGAGGCUGAGGUUUUGGUUCGUUACAAUGAUUUGUUUUUUUAAACUCAGGAUGCAGGUGCUUGCUUACAUGAACAUGAUUAGGAAUUUAGGAUUGUGAUUUAAUGUAAGAAGAGAAUAUCGUUAUUAUUAUGACCUCAACAGACAUGGUGUUAAUUACUUGUA